Molecule: messenger RNA, 2555 nt
Organism: Arabidopsis thaliana (thale cress)
Lineage: Eukaryota; Viridiplantae; Streptophyta; Magnoliopsida; Brassicales; Brassicaceae
Product: pentatricopeptide (PPR) repeat-containing protein
Exons: 3
Coding region: 1-2001 (666 amino acids)
Source: RefSeq, marked reviewed
AUGACUCUACAGUCUCAGAGCUCACACUGUUUAAAUGUACACUCCUCUAUGGUUAGAGAUAUCGAGAAGUGUGAACAAAAAACAAAGAGAGAUAUCGAGAAGAAAAACACGAAAUCAGGCGGUGUUAGAUUGAACAGUAGGAGACUGAUUCAUGGUCGUGUCGCCGAGAAAGGUACAAAGAGUCUGCCUUCUUUGACCCAAGUUACUUUUGAAGGAGAGGAACUGAAAUUGAAAAGUGGUUCUCAUUAUUUCAAAAGCUUAGAUGAUGCCAUUGAUUUCUUCGAUUACAUGGUUAGAUCUCGUCCCUUCUAUACGGCAGUUGAUUGCAAUAAAGUAAUUGGUGUCUUCGUGAGAAUGAAUCGUCCCGAUGUUGCGAUUUCUCUCUACCGGAAGAUGGAAAUUCGCCGGAUUCCACUUAAUAUCUACAGCUUCAAUAUUCUGAUAAAAUGUUUCUGCGACUGCCAUAAGUUGUCUUUUUCUUUGUCUACAUUUGGCAAGCUCACUAAACUUGGUUUCCAGCCCGAUGUUGUUACCUUUAACACGCUGCUCCACGGCUUAUGUCUCGAAGAUAGGAUUUCUGAAGCUUUAGCUUUGUUUGGUUAUAUGGUUGAAACUGGAUUUCUCGAAGCUGUAGCUCUGUUUGAUCAAAUGGUUGAAAUUGGAUUAACCCCAGUUGUCAUCACAUUCAACACACUGAUAAAUGGUCUCUGCCUAGAAGGUCGAGUUCUCGAAGCAGCAGCUUUGGUCAAUAAGAUGGUAGGAAAAGGUCUACACAUUGAUGUUGUCACUUACGGAACAAUUGUUAAUGGCAUGUGUAAGAUGGGUGACACUAAGUCUGCCUUGAAUCUGCUUAGUAAGAUGGAAGAAACCCACAUCAAACCCGAUGUUGUGAUCUAUAGUGCCAUCAUUGAUCGCCUUUGCAAAGAUGGGCAUCAUAGCGAUGCUCAGUAUCUUUUCAGUGAAAUGCUUGAGAAAGGAAUUGCGCCAAAUGUGUUUACCUACAACUGUAUGAUAGACGGUUUUUGUAGCUUUGGUAGAUGGAGUGAUGCCCAAAGAUUGUUGCGUGAUAUGAUUGAAAGGGAAAUCAAUCCUGAUGUUUUAACUUUUAAUGCAUUGAUCAGUGCAUCAGUCAAAGAAGGGAAGUUGUUUGAGGCUGAAAAAUUGUGCGACGAGAUGCUCCAUAGGUGUAUAUUUCCUGAUACAGUCACAUAUAACUCAAUGAUUUAUGGAUUUUGCAAGCAUAAUCGUUUCGAUGAUGCGAAACACAUGUUUGAUUUGAUGGCUAGUCCAGACGUAGUUACUUUUAAUACCAUCAUUGACGUAUACUGUAGGGCUAAGAGGGUAGAUGAAGGAAUGCAACUUCUCCGUGAGAUAUCUAGAAGAGGAUUAGUUGCUAAUACAACUACUUACAACACUCUUAUUCACGGGUUCUGUGAAGUGGACAAUCUUAAUGCUGCCCAAGACCUUUUCCAGGAGAUGAUUUCUCAUGGUGUGUGUCCUGAUACCAUUACUUGUAACAUUUUGUUGUACGGUUUCUGCGAAAAUGAGAAACUAGAAGAGGCACUGGAAUUGUUUGAGGUUAUCCAAAUGAGUAAGAUUGAUCUUGAUACUGUUGCUUAUAACAUCAUCAUCCAUGGAAUGUGCAAGGGUAGUAAGGUGGACGAAGCAUGGGACCUAUUCUGUAGUCUGCCCAUCCAUGGUGUGGAACCUGAUGUUCAAACUUACAAUGUAAUGAUAUCUGGGUUCUGUGGAAAAAGUGCAAUCUCAGACGCAAAUGUGUUAUUCCAUAAAAUGAAGGACAAUGGACAUGAACCAGAUAACAGCACAUACAAUACACUAAUCAGAGGGUGUCUUAAAGCUGGUGAAAUAGAUAAAUCUAUUGAACUUAUCUCGGAGAUGCGAAGCAACGGGUUCAGUGGAGAUGCUUUCACCAUUAAAAUGGUUGCUGACUUGAUAACUGAUGGUAGAUUGGACAAGAGCUUUUCGGAUAUGCUGUCCUAGUGUUUCUGGUGAAAAGGUCUUCUCUUGAUCUUCUUUCUUUUAUGAGGUUCCAGGUUCUGCGAGUUCUCAAGAUGUUGUUUGAGAAAGUAAAAGAAAUCAUAAUAAAAAAGCAACGACAUGUGAGUGUCUGAGGAAGAAAUAACAAAACAUGGCUACCAGUUUUUUGUAAGUUUGAAUAUUUUGACUCAUGAUUUAGGAAUUGGUCUUGUUAUCAUGAGUUUAAAUUCUUAUUCAUGGAAUUUGAAUCAUUGUCUUGUUAUCGUAAGUUUGUAACCUUACUCAUGGAAUAAGAAUUAAACCUAGCAUAGAUAAAAGACAUUCCCUGAGCAAAAUAGUUUCGUUUUUAGUCUAUUGUCUAGGAAUUAUUUCCUUUGUUAAAUAGCAGCUUGCAUCUGAGCUUAAUAUAGUACGUUUAUUUAUCUGUAUGUAUUGAAAGGUUUUUUGGAGUGGAUCUUUCGAGAUUAAGGACCCUCUGGAUUCAAAUUUCAGAACUCAAAAUAUUGUAGUAUCAUAGGGAUAGAUCUGGUCUGUGUUUUAUUUUAGUAAAAACGUAG